Messenger RNA from Ylistrum balloti, 1624 nucleotides. RefSeq lists its product as uncharacterized. NCBI's taxonomy places the organism in Eukaryota, Metazoa, Mollusca, Bivalvia, Pectinida, Pectinidae. The transcript has a single exon. Bases 75 to 596 code for a protein of 173 amino acids. The record is from RefSeq and is a predicted model, not a curated record.
CGGCGUUGUGUUGUUGUUCGCGAGAGACGAAGACCGAAGGUUUACAUCAGUUAGGUGAAAUUCAACAGAGAAAGAUGCGUCUCCCAACGGAAGCCAACCAUGCCGAAACAACCAAGAAUGUUGUACCAGUCGAUUUGGAUGUCUUGAUAGGGAAACUCAAGGAAAAUCUCACAAUGAAAACAUGUCGAGAAAAAGUAGAUCGGCGACAUAAUGUACGUCCGUCACCAUAUUGUAUUCCUCGCAAGACAUCACCACUACCAAAUAGGACCCUAGUACCAUCAGGUGCAGCUGAAAACGUUUAUCAUUCUCAGGGAUUUAUCAAAUGCUCAAAGUGCUUUCAGAGACAUUGUAAAUGCAGCUAUACGGACGGCAGUUCUAUAAUGAUUCUCAAACAUCUACUACGCGAACAAACAUUGAUUCAAGAGGCCGUUAGACGGCUACAAGAUCGGACCGAUCGUAAGGGAGAGCACGUGCUAUGUAGACCGUGCUCUCCAUCGGUGGAUGAAUCGGACUGGCAUAGCGAAGGGUUCACAACGCAACACACCAGUUACGAGAGUGAAAUUGAUACUCCAUUAGAAUCUGACAUUGACUCAUGAAACUUUGUGAUAUCUAGUAAUUAACAAAUUGAGUGUUUGAUGUGGGCGACUGCUCUGUCUUGUGUGAAAAGCGGACUGUACAAGGAAGCGGCUAUUACUCGUAUGUUGUGUUCAAUCAAUAUCAAGUUUUUUUAAUUAACGAUUGCUAGAAGAAAGCGUAUGUUUCUGUGAAUGUGGGAUAGGCCCUGCAGUCAAGGAAGUUCAUAGAAACAACUAUAUACCUAUUACAUUGUGGCUAUAAAUAGCUGUGGAUCAGACGAUAUUUCUCAGGUAAUAAUUACGUGUACGUGGCGGAGGGAUACACGUAGUCUGGGUCGCUCAGAAGGUCGCGAGAGCUAUGGUGACCCACUUCGCACUUGUUUGUAAACAAGUCGCAGUUGUGAGCGCGCUCUUUGUGUUAGAACAGCCUGAGGCGGUACAGUCUUCUAAGGACAGGAAAGCUGUUUCCGGUGCGAUAACAAGAUAGACAGAUGAACAAUGGACACUUGAAUCUCUAUGUAGAUAUGACGUUUGAGUUUUAGUUGUUUACUAGUGCUCAUCUUCUUAUUUAUUAACAAAUUAAUGUUUUCAGUAAUAUGGUGUAGAUUUUAUUUACUUCAAGUGUUGACAUAAAAGUGCUUUGAGAUUACAGACUAGUAGUUCAUACACGAAGAAAUAUUUUGUCCAUUCUUGAAGUUAUCACAACGGAAAGUCGUUAAUAGUUCUUACGAUAAUUUUCUGAUUGCACAGCCUAUGAGAUCGAUUAUAUAGAGGGACCAGAAUAUGUUUAAGUGGUCUCUGAUAAAGGAUAUGAUUUAAUUGGUUAGAUAGUUAAGAUAGUGAUUGCGGUAUUUUCGCGGGUUAGCAAUUCAGAGCAUAAUGGAUGUAAGGAUCCCAUUUUUCAUUGUGAAUGUGUAAACAGUAAGCAUGUGGUGUCGUCGACAGGUGAAUGUGAAGGUCAUCAGUGGUACUUCUGGUCCACCUGGUGCUUCGUCUCGUGAUUUUUUUUUAUAAUUUUGUUAUACCUCAUUAAAAUGUGGUACGAUGAA